Oncorhynchus tshawytscha (Chinook salmon) is the source of this 1065-nucleotide messenger RNA. Its product is annotated as galectin-3-like. Gene Ontology annotation, cellular component: immunological synapse; nucleus. The record is from RefSeq and is a predicted model, not a curated record. The transcript has 4 exons. Gene Ontology annotation, biological process: negative regulation of extrinsic apoptotic signaling pathway; positive chemotaxis; positive regulation of calcium ion import. Lineage: Eukaryota; Metazoa; Chordata; Actinopteri; Salmoniformes; Salmonidae. Gene Ontology annotation, molecular function: IgE binding; laminin binding; carbohydrate binding. Bases 1 to 696 code for a protein of 231 amino acids.
AUGCUGGCCUGGACCCCAGCCCCAGCCUCCCCAAUUACAGCCCCAGCCUACACCCCAGCCUUAUCAACCUCCAGCCUCAAUUCAAGCCCAGGCCCAGGGCCCCAGCCAGCCCAGUCCCCAGGGUGGCCAGUCCCAGGCUUUAACCCAGGCGUUAACCCAGGGUCUGGAUGGCCAUUCGGCCCUGGUCAGGACCCAGGUGUACAAUCUAGUUGGCCUGAUCAGGACCCAGGUGGCUUCCCACCUGCUACACAGUGGAAUCCGACACCAACUGGACAGAAUGUGCCCUACAAACUGAACCUACAAAGAGGCAUCUACGACAAGAUGAUGCUCACCAUCAUGGGCCAGGUCAAACCAAACGCUAAGCAGUUCACAGUGAACUUUCUGCGAGGUAAUGACAUCGCCUUCCACCUCAACACUCGGUUCAAUGAGGGGGGCAAGCAGGCAGUGGUGAGGAACCACAAGAUGGGAGAGCACUGGGGGAAGGAGGAGAGGCACACACAGGGAGGCUUCCCCUUCAUGGCCGGUCAGUCCUUCGAGAUGAAGAUUUUGGUUACGUCUGGCGAGUUUAAGGUGGCUGUGAACGGAACUCAGCUGUUUGAGUUCAAACACCGCGUCAGAGAACUCAACCAGAUCGAUCGCAUCAACAUCCUCCAUGAUGUCAUCCUCACCUCUGUCAAUGUAGACACGAUACCAUGACAACCAUACAUAUGACAUCCCUAUAUUAUACAACACUCAGCAUAGGCUACAUGCAUAACAUAGUAUCAAUCUGCAGUUAUAGUCUUUGCAACUUUUUUAUGAUGAUGGUGAUGAUGAUUAUGAUGGUGAUAAUGGUGAUGAUGAUUAAGAUGGUGAUAAUGGUGAUGAUGAUUAUGAUGGUGAUAAUGGUGAGGAGCUGCAAACAUAAUACUGCAUUAAUACCCACUAACUCCACAAAAAAACAAAUGUGUGUAAUUUACAAGGUAUGAAGGACUAAGAAUUAAGCAAUGCCAUUUCAUUUAAAUGUGUAUAAUAUUUUAUAUCUAUUUUCUGUUGAACGUCUAUGUAAAUAAACAUACUUUAUGCUUA